AACUUUUUAUUGUGGUUUGUCCGUUCGGAGCGCUCCGCAGAACAGUCCUCCCUGUAAGAGCCUAACCAUUGCCAGGGAAACCUGCGCUGGGCGCUCCCUUCGUUACCAGUAUAUAUAUAUUUUUAUUAAUCUGAUUAAUAACUAUUUUCCCCCCAUUUAAUUUUUUUUUAUCCCAGGUGGAGUUGCCGAAGCUGGGGGCACCUGGGGAGGGUGGGGAUGGGAGGGGAGAGGCAGGAAUUGAGGGUAUCUCUCAUUCUCUCUCUCCCUUCCCGACCCUCUGGCCCCCAAGGGGCAGGAGGAAUGCGGGAGCAGGAGUUGAGAUAGGGAGCUGCAGAUGCCUCCGCCCCUCCCUCUCCCAGGCUCUCCCUCCUGUCCUCUUGCAACUCUCCUUAAUUUUAUUUGGGUUUUUUAUGGUUAGGAUUAUUCUUUUUUAUUUUUGAAUUCAUAUAAAGUAUAUAUGUGUGUGUGGAGCUGAGACAGGCUCGGCAGCGGCGCGGAAUGAGGGAAGACGAGAAAGACAGAGAGUGGGAGAGAGAGAGGCAGAGAGAGAGAGAGAGAGGGAGAGUGACAAGCAGCGCCCGGACGUCCUCCCCAACGUCGCCCUCAAUUCCACCGCCUAUGAUCCAGUGAGGCAUUUCUCGACCUAUGGAGCAGCCGUUGCCCAGAACCGGAUCUACUCGACUCCCUUUUAUUCGCCACAAGAGAAUGUCGUGUUCAGUUCCAGCCGGGGGCCGUAUGACUAUGGAUCUAAUUCCUUUUACCAGGAGAAAGACAUGCUCUCAAACUGCAGACAAAACACCUUAGGACAUAACACACAGACCUCAAUCGCUCAGGAUUUUAGUUCUGAGCAGGGCAGGACUGCGCCCCAGGACCAGAAAGCCAGUAUCCAGAUUUACCCCUGGAUGCAGCGAAUGAAUUCGCACAGUGGGGUCGGCUACGGAGCGGACCGGAGGCGCGGCCGCCAGAUCUACUCGCGAUACCAGACCCUGGAACUGGAGAAGGAAUUUCACUUCAACCGCUACCUAACGCGGCGCCGGCGCAUCGAGAUCGCCAACGCGCUCUGCCUGACCGAGCGACAGAUCAAAAUCUGGUUCCAGAACCGCCGCAUGAAGUGGAAAAAAGAAUCUAAUCUCACGUCCACGCUCUCGGGGGGCGGCGGAGGGGCCAAUGCUGACAGCCUGGGCGGAAAAGAGGAAAAGCGGGAAGAGACAGAAGAGGAGAAGCAGAAAGAGUGACCAGGACUAUCCCUGCCUCCCCUCUCUCCCUUCUCCCUCGCUCCCCCAAACUCUCCUCUAAUCACACACUCUAUUUAUCACUGGCACAAUUGAUGUGUUUUGACUUCCUAAAACAAAAUUAGGGAGUCAAGUGUGGACCUGAAAGUCAGUUCUGGACCCCCUCCCUCGCGGCACAACUCUUUCACCCUGCUCCCUGGAUAGCUCUUUCUCGCAUAGUCUGCAGGCUCCUUCCCCCACCCAGGCCUUGGGGGCUCAGUCCCAGAACUCAGACUCCACAAAUUUCCCUCCAAAUGAGGACAUGCCCCCCCCCCACUCCCUUGAGGCCCCCGCUCCGGCCCCAGCGCAGAGAGCAGGCUCCCGGGCCCUGGGGCCUCUGCUCCGGGGCCUCAGGGCCCGGCCUGGCAGCCAGGGAGGGCAGGAGGCCCAAGGAGGGUGCGCCUUGGCUCCCACUAACCCCCAGAGCUUCCCCACAGUUUCUUCCCGGCCCCUCUACCCCAGCAAAUGCCCAGCCCUGGCUAAUUGUAUUUAAAGAAUCCUGGGGGUCAAUAUGGCAUUUUACAAACUGUGACUGUUUCUGUGUGAAUAUUUUUAGCUGUAUUCGUGGUUUCUGUAUUUAUAUUUAUGUUUAGCACCCAUCAAUGUUCCUAUCCCAUUUUCAAAAGGAAAAAAAAAGAGGGAAAAUUACAAAAAGAGAAAAAAAGUGAAUGACGUUUGUUUAGCCAGUAGGAGAAAAUAAAUAAAUAAAUAAAUCCCCUCGUGUUACCCUUCUGUAUAAAUCCGAUCUCUCGAUCCGUCCUCGAAUAUUUAAUAAAACUGAUAUUAUUUUUAAAAGUUUA
This is a messenger RNA of Otolemur garnettii (small-eared galago), 2071 nucleotides long. It is a transcript of the gene HOXC6, whose product is annotated as homeobox C6. The record is from RefSeq and is a predicted model, not a curated record. Gene Ontology annotation, cellular component: nucleus. The transcript is spliced from 3 exons. NCBI's taxonomy places the organism in Eukaryota, Metazoa, Chordata, Mammalia, Primates, Galagidae. Gene Ontology annotation, molecular function: RNA polymerase II cis-regulatory region sequence-specific DNA binding; DNA-binding transcription factor activity, RNA polymerase II-specific. Gene Ontology annotation, biological process: anterior/posterior pattern specification; regulation of transcription by RNA polymerase II. Bases 774 to 1235 code for a protein of 153 amino acids.